Rotaria socialis is the source of this 735-nucleotide messenger RNA. NCBI's taxonomy places the organism in Eukaryota, Metazoa, Rotifera, Eurotatoria, Philodinida, Philodinidae. The record is from the annotation of a GenBank genome assembly.
AUGGCAACAUUGAUUGUUGAUGAUCAUCCAACUACUCUUCUUGAUCAUCAAUGGCUUAACAGUGAUCAAGCAUUGGAAUGUUUGAAAGCUAUUAAAGAACGAACAGAGAAUCAACUCCGCGAUUUUUCGCUGUUAUUCAAUCCAACACUUCCUCAUAGUAUAGUGACGAAACAAUAUCGUUAUAAGAUUCUUCUUGUUGGUAAAACAGGAUGCGGUAAGACUAGUUUAGUACGUGCUUUGAUGGGUAAAGAAUUUUCAACAUUGAAUUCACAACCAACCUUGGGCAUUCAAACAACAAAUAUCUAUUGGCCUGUAAGAAUAAAUCAAUCGACGAAACCAGUAUUUAUGUUUCGGCUUGAUUUCUGGGAUGUGGGGCAUACAAGUUCAACUCGAUUUGAUUAUAUUGACAAAGAUUCAGUCGAUUCACUGGAUAUGAUAAUUUUUGUUGUGUCAGCAGCUGAUCGCGAAGGAUUCAAUGAAUUACCCAGAUUAAUCGAAGAAAAACAAAGUCAGUGCAGUCCCAGUCGUCGAUUUAUUAGUCUAGUUUUUAUUACCAAAUUUGAUCAAUAUCCUGUAUUAACAGAAAACGAUGCCAAUGAAUUUCAAACUAAAUAUAAUAUUUCUGUAUACUUGUUGUCGAAUGCGUAUUCAACUAUGCGUUUAGCAACAGGCUAUUUGAAUUUAAUCUCUGAAAAACUCUAUAGACGUGAUCUUGAAUUAACUGGCCAACUUUGA